UAAAUGAUCUCGCUUCAGGGACCUGAGAGUGGGGUCGGUCAAAGUUUAGUUAAAACUGGUGCUGACAGCUUCAGAGCGGCUGAAACCUUCACGUUUCUCCACAAUGACAGCACGAAAUAUAACUCGAUUCUGGGAAUGGGGGAGGAAGAUCAUUUGUGUCGGGAGAAACUAUGCGGACCACGCCAAAGAGCUGAACAACGCGAUUCCUACAGAGCCCGUCCUGUUCCUGAAGACACCUUCUGCAUAUGUCAGAGAGGGCUCCUCCAUCCUGGUGCCCUGGUACUCCAGCAACCUGCACCAUGAAGUGGAGUUAGGAGUGGUCAUCGGCAAAGGGGGCACGGUCAUACCACAGUCCUCCGCUAUGGAGCACGUUGCAGGCUAUGCUCUGUGCUUGGACAUGACAGCCCGGGACGUCCAGGACGUUUGUAAGGCCAAGGGUCUUCCCUGGACCCUGGCUAAAUCGUUCAACACCUCCUGCCCCAUCAGCGAGUUCAUCCCCAAAGAGCGCAUCCCUGACCCCGGGAAUGUGAAGCUGUGGCUGAAGGUGAACGACCAGCUGCGGCAGGACGGCUGCACCUCCCAGAUGAUUUUCUCCAUCCCCUUUCUGAUCAGCUACAUCAGCGAGUUCAUCACCCUGGAGGAGGGGGAUCUCAUCCUGACCGGGACCCCCAAAGGAGUCUCCGCCGUGCAGGAGCAUGAUGAGCUGCAGGCUGGGAUCGAGGACGUGGUCACCAUGAGCUUCAGGGUGGAGAAACAACACCAGUAGUGAAAACAAAAGACACGAAUCAGUCGAAAGAAAUCUCGUGGAAGAUAUAGUGUUUUUACUGGAGGGUUGAAUCUAAUUAUUUUACAUAUAUUUACAAAUACUAUGUGGACCAGCAGAUGGCAGUCUCGUGCCAUCAACACCAUUAUGUCUGACGCUGCCUUGUAAAAUAUAUGAGAAAACGAACAAAACACAGUCUGGUUACAUUGAUUGAUCUCACGAGUGAACUUUUGAUCGGUUACUGUAUUAUCUACUUAAACCAAAUAAUUCAUCACCCCAUUGUCACCGUCUUUGUUUCCAAUCAUCCAGUGGUGGGAAGAAGAAUUUCAAAACUUUUAUUCAAAUAAAAGAUGCAAUAAUA
Molecule: messenger RNA, 1124 nt
Organism: Anarrhichthys ocellatus (wolf-eel)
Lineage: Eukaryota; Metazoa; Chordata; Actinopteri; Perciformes; Anarhichadidae
Gene: fahd1
Product: fumarylacetoacetate hydrolase domain containing 1
Exons: 1
Coding region: 104-766 (220 amino acids)
Cellular component (GO): mitochondrion
Molecular function (GO): acetylpyruvate hydrolase activity
Source: RefSeq, a predicted model, not a curated record